AUGGUGCUGAGAGGCUGGGUGGGGCAAACAACGAAUGGGAAACCUGGAAUGGGUAAGAAGAUCACCAUGUACAGGACGGCUGUGACGGCUAUGAAGAUGAGGACCUUCCUGGCUCGUUGGGGAGUUGCCACUGGUGCCCAGUUCGAUUGUGAUUUCGAUUCUGGACUGUGUGGAUGGACCCAAGAUUUAACAGACGCGUUUGAUUGGACCUUAUUAUCUGGUCCUACCACCUCAGUUGACACAGGACCAAGUUCAGACCACACUACAAGAGCUGGUCAGUAUGCAUACAUCGAAUCGUCCAGCCCCCAACUUCCGGGGGAGAUCGCCCGACUGACCAGCCCAUACAAUCAGGUCGUCGCCGGCGGGACAAAAUGUCUUCGAUUUUAUUACCACAUGUAUGGGGCGACUAUGGGCACUUUAAACGUCUACGUCUCAAAAGUGGGUGACCCCCUCAGCAGUCCCCUCUUCCAGAUGACGGGAACACAAGGCGAUGGCUGGAAUCUCGGCCAGUUGGAUAUCACACGUGCAGACACAGAUCGAUUUCAAGUCACCGUGGAGGGCGUGAUCGGAUCCAGUUUUACAAGUGACAUGGCUAUCGAUGACAUCAUCAUAUUUUCAGGAUAUUGUCCGCAAGUGGUGGUCACUCCAGAGCCUUCAUCAAUACCAGCCCUGAUCCAGUGUGACUUUGAGGACCCGAACAUCUGUGGAUACACCCAGCAGACGAGCGGCGAUGAUUUUGAUUGGCUGAGACAGAGUGCAAACACCCCUUCAACAGACACAGGCCCGCCCAAUGACCACACCCUUGGAACGGCGGCUGGCUUCUACAUGUUCAUCGAGUCCUCCUCUCCUCGCAUCCAAGGCGAACUGGCCCGUUUGUGGUCACCGACCUACCAGGUCGCUGGCGGCCAUUGCAUCGAGUUUUUCUACCACAUGUACGGGGGUUCCAUCGGUACGCUCAGUGUGUACAUCGUGGAGACUGGCCAAGACAUUCUGCAGCUGCUCCCUAGUUGGGGUGAGUCGGCCGAUCAAGGAAACCAGUGGUACAUCGCAAGGUUCCUGGCUCCAACUACGAAUGAUUAUCAGAUUGUAUUUGAAGGCGUUAUUGGAACGAGUUUCACUUCCGAUAUCGCGAUUGAUGACGUCAGAAUUACAGAUGGUUCUUGUCUCGCUCAAGGCGAUUGUGAUUUUGAAGCCGAUUAUUGUACUUGGACAAAUGACGUCACAGCCGAUGACUUCGAUUGGAUUAGGAAGCAGGGCGCCACCAAUGGUGAUGGACCUCCAACGGAUCAUACAAUUGGCUCAUCAGCAGGGUAUUACGUAUACCUUGAUCCAACUAAUCAGGUGCCUAGUAAAAACGCCCGUAUGGUCAGUUCGCUGUUCAACAACCAAACUGCGACGAGAAGGUGCGUUACUUUCUGGUAUUAUCUGGAAGGAGUUGAUGCAGGCGCCCUCUCCGUUGCUCAAGAGAACUACGGGUUUCCAGAUGACGUCAUCCUCUGGAGGCUAGACUCAACUCAGGGUGCUUUGUGGACUUACGGACAAGUGCCUGUAUCACAAGACUACGAUUACAGGGUUGUCUUCAUCGGCGAAGUAGGUGCUUCCACCACAGGAAAUAUUGCAGUUGAUGACAUUACUGUUACAGACAAUAAUUGCCCAGCUAUACCAAACAGUGCAAUUGCACAGCCGACGUUCCCGCCUUCCAGUCAACUGCCCACUACAGCCCCACACAUAGUCAUUCCUGCUGGGCCGGCUAACUGUGACUUUGAAGGGGGUCUGUGUAGCUUUGGUCAAGAUUCGGGGGAUGACUUCGAUUGGACCAGGAAGUCUGGACCUACGGACACGGCUAACACCGGACCAGACGACGAUCACACACACGCUGGAAGUUUCAGCUCAUACAUGUACACCGAGGCCGAUUCGACAAGCAUAGGACAGUCUGCACGCUUGAGGAGCGCCCUCUACAGUCCCGUCACUUCGGAUUCCUGCCUGACCUUUUGGUACCACAUGCAUGGUGAGCAGAUCGGUAUCAUCAACGUCCUGACUGCUUCCGGGUCAGCAGAAACACUGGCUUGGACCAGGGCCGGAACACAGGGAGACCAAUGGCUGGUUGCUCGGGUACCAGUCACCGGAACGACACCUUUCAAUGUUAUAUUUGAAGGAAUAAUGAGUGGUGAUCCAAGAUGCGAUAUGGCUGUUGAUGACAUUCUUCUGGAAAACGAGGAUUGUUUGGCAAUCACUCCGAGCCCAGGAGCUUUUAGCCCUGUGUGCGAUUUUGAGUACGGUUAUGCAGUAUGUGGAUACAACCAGGAAAGUCUGCUAGAUGAUUUUGACUGGAGUCUUGGAUCAGGACCUACUGAUACUGCCCUGACUGGCCCGUCGGCUGACCACACGACCAAUGCAAUCAAUGGUAAAUACAUGUACAUCGAGACAGAAGCCCCCAGAGUUCAGGGGGAGAGGGCAUGGCUAUAUUCACAUACCUUCCCGGCUACAGGUAGCCACUGCUUCGAGUUUUACUACCACAUGUACGGAGAUAACAUCGGAUCGCUAAAUGUUCUUGUCGAGGUUGGAGGACUAUUCUCCCAGCCCUACUUCACACUAUCCGGUAACCUAGGCAACCAAUGGAACGUGGCUCGCAUCCCAUUCAGUAUCAACGAUGAUUUUCAGGUGUACUUUGAAGCGACCGUAGGUGAUGGAGUUCUGGGAAACAUCGCUGUAGACGACAUCGAUAUGUAUGCCGGGUCAUGUCCGCCACCAGGUGAUUGUGAUUUUGAGAAUGGUUUCUGCACCUGGAACAACGACCCUACGUCGGACGCGUUCGAUUGGAUUAUAGGACAGGGUGGUACGCCUAGUGUCAACACAGGUCCAAGUAUAGACCACACCCUUGGGACUGUUCAAGGGUCGUAUGUCUUUAUGGAGACUUCUUCACCAGUCGUUCCCGGGGACACAGUGCGCUUCCGCAGCCAGGCAUUUGGUGGGACGCCUUCUGGCGGGCGUUGCCUUCGAUUUUGGUACCACAUGUUUGGAACCCAGAUCGGAUCCCUCAAUGUAUACGUGGAAACUAUAGAGGGCGCCGUAAGGUCCGAUGGGUGGUCUUACGGAGUGGACCUAGGCGACCGAUGGAACAGUGGACAGAUGCCUGUAGAGAGUCCAGACAGCUAUGUGGUUGUGUUUGAGGGUGUGGUCGGACUGGGGUUCGAAGGCGACAUUGCUCUGGACGACAUCUCUUUUGUUGAUUCUACAUGCGGAGUUCAACCACCAGCGGCUGAUGUUCGCCCCACUACAACAGCGCAGCCAUACACAGGCACAGGGACCCAACCAGUUCCUACAACAGUAGCCCCAAGCCCAAUCUGCGGUUGUGACUUUGACUUGGACCUGUGCACCUUUACCCAAGCUAUUACCGAUGAUAUUGAUUGGACGAGGCUGUCGGGUAACACGCCCUCUACGUAUACCGGCCCGGAAAAUGACCAUACAAUUGGCACAGCGGCUGGAUUCUACAUCUACACAGAAGCAUCGAGCUUUUUUAACCAAGUUGCCGUACUGGAGUCGGAACUCAUUCUUGCGACGUCCGGGCGAAUGUGCGCCGAUUUUUGGUACCACAUGUGGGGUGCUGACAUGGGUACACUCAAUGUCUAUGCCCAGACCGGAACCACGCCGGGCCAGGUCUUAUGGACCCAAAGUGGGGCUCUGUCAAGGAGCUGGUUUGAGGCCCAGAUUGAUUUUAUCCCUACUGCCGAUCUUAAGUUCGUAUUUGAGGGCGUUACUGGUUCAAAUUUCGACAGUGACAUCGCUCUCGAUGACAUCUUCAUCACAACAGGGGCAUGCAGAGGAUACCACACGUGUACGUUCGAGGACGCCUCCAUCUGCGGUUAUUCCCAGGGCAAUCUCGACGAUUUUGAUUGGUCAUGGAACGCAGGAACCACGCCCACUCUUUAUACCGGUCCCUCGGUAGAUGCUACCACCAGAACAGCAUCCGGUCACUACAUGUACAUCGACGCUGCUGGUCAGCAGCCAGGGGAGAAAGCGACCAUUCUGACACCAUACUUUGACCCUUCUGAUGCCGGCCAAGAUGACACCUGCUGGACAUUUUACUAUCAUAUGUUCGGUGAUCAGAUGGGCGCCCUCAACGUCAUGCUUGAAGGUGACACGGUGCCCCUAUGGACACAGUCCGCCGCUGACCUGGGUGAUACAUGGUUCUUUGCGGUAGUCAAUGUCUCAAGUUCAGCUGUCUUCCGUUUGGUCUUCGAGGGCGUGGUCGGUGCUGGACCUAGGAGUGACUUGGCCAUUGACGAUGUCGACUAUACGCUGGGACCGUGCGGAUCUAUAGGUUCUUGUGACUUUGAGAAUGGAAUGUGCAUGUGGAGUAACAUCGAUGCGGAUAGUUUUGAUUGGUUACGAUACCAGAGUAGCACCCCUAGCACUGGUACAGGACCAAAUGUUGACCAUACCCUUGGGACAUCAUCGGGACAUUACAUGUUUGUCGAGACGUCACCCCAGAUCGCCGGGGAACAAGCCGUGCUCUUCCUUGGCGCCCCGAGUCUCACGGGGCAGCGCUGCCUCAGUUUCUGGUACAUGAUGUUUGGCGUGGACACCGGGGAGCUCGUGGUCUAUACAUCGAUGGGAUCGGGGAGUCUCAGCCGGGAGGUCCUGUGGAUGCUCGCUGGUCAGCAGAAUAUUGACCAGCAGACCUGGCUCAACGGACAGGUCACCGUAGACUUCGACACUGUAGAUGAGAUAUAUAUUGCUGCUAUUUUAACUACGGUACCCUAUGGUGACACUGCUAUUGACGACAUUGACAUUGCAGAGGGAGCAUGCGAUAUCCAACCGACAUAUGCUGAACCGAAUACACUCACUGGUUCGGCGUCUUGCAAUUUCGAUGGAGAUCUGUGUUCGUAUGUCCAAGAUGUCGCCGAUGAUUUUAACUGGGCCAGGAUAACAGGAGCUACAACAUCAACCAAUACAGGCCCUUCUAAUGAUCAUACAUCUGGAUCAGGGUUCUACGUGUACAUCGAGAGUUCUAGCCCACGGUUACCAGGUGAAAAGGCCAGACUCGUGUCGACUCUCCAGAAUGCAACCACCUCUGGAGGGCGCUGUUUGGAGUUUUACUACCACAUGUAUGGCGCCACCAUGGGCGCCCUCAACGUCAAUGUCCUUGAUGAGUCCGGGUCAGAGACCACUAUCUUCACCAAAGGGUUGAGAGAUUAUGGAAAUAGGUGGCUCCUCUCGUCGAUUAAUAUUGACUCGGGCGGGAGCAACUUCAAGGUGGGUAUCAAGCCCCUUUCAGUAGGUAGCUGCGAUUAUAUCAGAAUUGACUCUCGAAGACGUCUCGAGAUCAUCUGA
This is a messenger RNA of Strongylocentrotus purpuratus (purple sea urchin), 5334 nucleotides long. Its product is annotated as MAM and LDL-receptor class A domain-containing protein 1-like. Gene Ontology annotation, biological process: nervous system development. Gene Ontology annotation, cellular component: membrane. NCBI's taxonomy places the organism in Eukaryota, Metazoa, Echinodermata, Echinoidea, Camarodonta, Strongylocentrotidae. The record is from RefSeq and is a predicted model, not a curated record. The transcript is spliced from 31 exons. Bases 1 to 5334 code for a protein of 1777 amino acids.